AACAGUAGGGCAUGCUCAGUCGGGAAUAUCUCUCCCUCCCCGUCUCAGUGUCUCUCUCGCCGCUCUCGUCCUCUCCCGCCCCAGAGUUCACUUUUCACCGUCUCUCCUCUCCGGCCAGCCGCUAAAGGAAGAGCCGGCGCGCGGUCAUGGUGCAUCUUUGCGCAUUAUUUCUGAUCUUUAAAACAAAGUGAAUCUAUUUUGUGCCUGGACUAAAAUGAAGUUGCUUUUUUCUGUGUGGAGGGAAAGAGGGGCAGCGUUGGGCAGCCACUCUGUGAAUAGUCUGGAUGGCAGCUGCUGAGGAUCUGCGUGAAGAGUAAAUCUGUAAGCUCUCUGGAAGGAAAAAGGGGUUGCAGUCAAGCGGCUUUUUCUCCCCCCCCCCCCCGACUCCCUCAUGCAUCUGACAAUGUGCCAAGUCCAUCCACCACAUAGGAUCCAGUUCAUUUCUCAUGGUGUGGCUGUUUUUCUUUUCCUGGAUUGAUUUUUUUUUCUUUUUAUGGGAUUUUUUAACCAAAGUGAAGGUCAAUGGAGAGACUCUACGGCCCCGUUUUAACACCCAGUAACGGCUGUGCCUGUGCGCUUGUGUGUGAGUGAGUGUUUGUGUGUGUGAGCGCCUCUACCUCCUUUUCCCCUAUCUCCCUGCUCUGAGAACUCACCCCUUGCUCCCCCCCCCAUCCACGGCUCAUGCUGCAAGUUAAAUGCUGGAUCUAUAUUUCAGCGACCAUUUUUGGCUGUAAAAAUGCUGAGCGGCGUCCUCAUGCUGAGCGUCCUCACGGUCACCAGCCUGACACCAGCGGAGACGGAGAGCCGCAAAGCGUCCUCCUCCAAAGAGAUCUGCAAGACCCGCUGCAGCUGCGAGGAGCGCGAGAACCUCCUGAACAUCAACUGUGAGAAUAAAGGAUUCACCACAGUCACUCUGUUCCAGGCGCCCCCAAAUAAAAUCUCCCAGCUUUUUCUAAACGGAAACUUCCUGUCACGGCUCGGCGCCAAUGAGUUUGUCAAUUAUGGCAAUGUCACCUCACUGCAUCUGGGGAAUAACGGCUUGCAGGAGAUCCGGACGGGCGCUUUUAACGGGCUGCGCUUCCUCAAGCGGCUCCACUUGAACAACAACAACCUGGAGGUGAUCAAAGAGGACAGCUUCGCAGGGCUGGAGAGUUUGGAGUAUCUACAGGCAGACUAUAAUUAUAUCAGCGCCAUAGAGCCGGGUGCGUUCAGUAGGCUGAAUAAGCUCAAAGUGCUGAUCCUGAAUGACAACCUGCUGUUGUCUCUGCCUCCCAACAUCUUCCGCUUUGUACUCCUCACACACUUGGAUUUACGGGGCAACCGGCUCAAGAAUCUGCCGUUUUCCGGGGUUCUGGAGCACAUAGGGGGCAUCAUGGAGAUCCAGCUGGAGGAGAACCCAUGGAAUUGCACCUGCGAUCUGAUUCCCCUCAAAUCCUGGCUGGACACUAUUACUGUGUUUGUGGGGGACAUCGUGUGCGAGACGCCGUUCAGGCUGCACGGUAAGGACAUCACGCAGCUUAUAAAGCAGGAUCUGUGCCCGCGCAGGAAUGCUGGGGAGCGUGUGCACCCCCCCUCUGACUCUCACUUUCAAGGGGUCCUGCCCCCGACCUACCUCCCCGGCAUGAUCACCCCCACCCGUGCACCCAAAGCUUCCCGUCCACCCAAAAUGCGCUACAGGCCCACCCCUCGCAUCUCAAAGGACAAACAUGUUUUUGGGCCUAUAAUGGUUUACCAGACACGCUCCCCCGUGCCCAUGUUGUGUCCCAACGUGUGCGUGUGCACGUCCCAGAACCCUGACAGUGGAUUGAACAUCAAUUGCCAAGAGCGAAAGUUGCAUAACGUCAGCGAGCUGAACCCCAAGCCCUCCUACCCAAAGAAACUCCACCUGACUGGUAACUACCUACAAGUGAUUUACAGAAAUGACCUGGCUGAGUACAGCUCGCUGGAGCUGCUUCAUUUAGGAAAUAACAGGAUAGCAGUGAUUCAGGAAGGAGCCUUUGAGAACUUAACAAACCUCAGACGGCUCUACCUGAACGGGAAUUACAUUGAAUCUCUUUCUCAGUCUCUUUUCUUUGGUCUGCAGUCGCUGCAGUAUCUCUAUUUGGAAUACAACAUCAUCAAAGACAUUUUACCACAAACAUUUAACGCUUUGCAUAACCUCCAGCUGCUCUUUCUGAACAACAACCUGCUGAGGUCGCUCCCUGACAAUGUGUUCGGUGGCACCAUGCUAACCAGGCUCAACUUGAGGAAUAACCACUUCUCCUACCUGGCAGUCCGAGGGGUUCUGGACCAGCUGUCAGCAUUCAUCCAGAUCGACCUGCAGGAGAACCCCUGGGACUGCACCUGUGACAUCGUGGCGCUCAAGAACUGGAUGGAGCUGUCCAGCACCAGCGUGGUGGUGAACGAGAUCACGUGUGAUUCGCCCUCCAAGCACGCGGGUCGCCUGCUGCGGUCACUACGCAACGAGGCAAUCUGCCCCGAGCCCAGCGAGCCCCCCACGCCACAAAAUGCACCCCCUACAAAAGCCCCCACAUUGAUAAGCCCUGCUACUGAGGCCCCCACCCCUUCUGCUUUUAGCUCAGUCAGCCCAACCGAAUCUCGACUCCAGACCCCCGAGUUGCACCCAGAGGUGCCGCUCUCAGUCCUGAUUCUGGGGCUUCUCGUGGUCUUCAUCCUGUCGGUCUGCUUUGGCGCAGGCCUCUUUGUUUUUGUUCUGAAGCGACGCAAAGGAGUGGAACAUGUCCCCACUGGCAGCAACAACAUCGACCUGAACUUGUUUCAAGUCCAAUACGGCUCCUACACUCCUGAACCCACCCAAGACAAAGCCUCGGAAAGCCACGUUUAUAACUACAUCCCCCCACCUGUGGGCUCCAUGUGCCAAAACCCUAUUUACCUGCAGAAGGAUGGCGAACAGGUGGCAUACUACCGCAACCUGAAGGAGCUCAGCUUUGGGCCCCUGGACGCCAAGAAGGACGCUCUCACCCGAAGUCCAGGGGCCUACACCAUCAGCACAAUAGAUUUUAUGGAUAAACCUCCAACUACGUGUGGGUUGACCUCCCCAGAACCUCCUGAGAUGUUGUAUCAGAAUUUAGGGGAAAGGCCCCACAAAGAUCUCCCCGCGGCUGGAGGACCCCCACCGUUCCAUUACAACUUUUGCACUUUACCUAAGAGACCUUGCAUCGUGCCCCCCUACGAGGUUGCAACAGCCCGGCGGCAUAUCACCAACCAGGACAGGUUGAACAAAACGGUUCUGUACGGGACCCCCAGGAAAUACUAUGGAGCGGAACACCUUUCCAAAAACAAUGAGCACCCGCUGCUGCUCCCCGGGAAGCUAAAAACAGAACCGGACUACCUGGAGGUUCUGGAGAAACAGACUGCGAUGAGCCAACUGUAAGAUAGCA
This is a messenger RNA of Notothenia coriiceps (black rockcod), 3401 nucleotides long. RefSeq names its product SLIT and NTRK-like family, member 2 (gene slitrk2). Gene Ontology annotation, cellular component: glutamatergic synapse. The record is from RefSeq and is a predicted model, not a curated record. Gene Ontology annotation, biological process: positive regulation of synapse assembly; axonogenesis. Gene Ontology annotation, molecular function: protein binding. NCBI's taxonomy places the organism in Eukaryota, Metazoa, Chordata, Actinopteri, Perciformes, Nototheniidae. The coding region runs from base 737 to 3394 and encodes 885 amino acids. The transcript has a single exon.